AUGGGAAAAUGUACACUGCAUUUACGAACCAGAGCCCCUUCCUUAGCCGGGCCCUUCCCUAUACCAGGAUGUGUUCUACAGGUCUUGUUGGUGGUUCACUUUGCAGGGGCUGAGCUGUUCAUUCUAACAUCCAUGUCCUUUGACCGCUACGUGGCCAUCUGUCACCCACUGCAUUAUGACAUCAUCAUGAGUAAAGCAGUCUGUGUGAGAUUGGUAGUUUAUUCCUGGUUCACUGGGAGUAUCUUUGGGGUCUUAUACUCAGGUGGAACCUUCUCUUUAUCCUUCUGUGACUCCAGAAUACUCCCUAGGUUUUUCUGUGAUGUACCAUCCCUUCUGAAGAUUUCUUGUUCAAAAACUCAUAUCACUAUUGAUAUUAGUGUGGCAGUUGGAGUAAUAUAUGGACUUCUCUGUUUAAUAUCCAUUGGAUUUUCAUAUGUUUCUAUUUUCAAUACAGUGCUUAGAAUGCCAUCAUUACAAGGGCAGUCAAAAGCCUUUUCCACCUGUAUACCACAUCUCAUAGUUGUGACUACAUUUUUUGUGACAGGAGCCAUUGCCUAUCUAAGACCAGUCCCUGAUUCCCCACAACUUGUGGACUUUUUGGUGUCUGUUUUCUAUUCUGUAUUGCCUCCAUCAUUGAACCCAAUAACAUACAGCCUAAGAAACAAGGAAAUCAAGGCAGCUUUGAGGAAGAUUAUAUGGAAACUAAGCCAUUAUUGGUUUUAG
Messenger RNA from Manis javanica (Malayan pangolin), 723 nucleotides. NCBI's taxonomy places the organism in Eukaryota, Metazoa, Chordata, Mammalia, Pholidota, Manidae. The record is from RefSeq and is a predicted model, not a curated record.